Molecule: messenger RNA, 496 nt
Organism: Cannabis sativa
Lineage: Eukaryota; Viridiplantae; Streptophyta; Magnoliopsida; Rosales; Cannabaceae
Product: NADH-ubiquinone oxidoreductase chain 5-like
Exons: 1
Biological process (GO): electron transport coupled proton transport; ATP synthesis coupled electron transport
Molecular function (GO): NADH dehydrogenase (ubiquinone) activity
Source: RefSeq, a predicted model, not a curated record
AUCUCUAACUAUUCGGUUAGCGUCUUUCACUUAAUGAAUCACGCGUUUUUCAAAGCAUUACUAUUCCUGAGUGCAGGUUCGGUGAUUCAUGCCAUGUCGGAUGAGCAAGAUAUGCGGAAGAUGGGGGGGCUUGCCUCCUCGUUCCCUUUUACCUAUGCCAUGAUGCUCAUGGGCAGCUUAUCUCUAAUUGGAUUUCCUUUUCUAACUAGAUAUUAUUCCAAAGAUGUGAUCUUAGAGCUCGCUUACACUAAGUAUACCAUCAGUGGGAACUUUGCUUUCUGGUUGGGAAGUGUCUCUGUCCUUUUCACUUCUUAUUACUCUUUUCGUUCACUUUUUCUAACAUUUCUAGUACCAACUAAUUCAUUCGGGCGAGACAUCUUACGAUGUCAUGAUGCGCCCAUUCCUAUGGCCAUUCCUUCAAUACUUCUGGCUCUCGGGAGUCUCUUUGUAGGAUACUUGGCCAAAGUGUGACCUGUUAGCCCAUAAGUAAGUACUG